AUGACUGAAGGAAUAGAAAUAUCAGUAGAAGCGUUGGUUAAAAAUCGCGGAUAUUUAAAGGCUAAAGUAACACGAAUUGUUAAUUGGUUUUUAGAAAAUAAUGAUAGUAUACAUGACUUUUUAGGAAUUCAGGUACGUGAAAGUAUGUUAACCCACGCUUUUAAAGAUUUUGAAGAGGUAGAAAAACAAAUUGUAGUUUUAGAUAUAAGUAAAGUAGACAAGGAUGAUGUAGAAGACAAAUACUUAACGUGUGUUGCUAAAAUGCAACGUAAAAUUUUAGAACUUUCCCCGCAAGCGCCAACUCAAGUAAGACAUAUAGUUCCCCAACACUCUCAUUCCCCAAAUGUUAGUUUGCCCCAAAUUAGCAUACCUCCAUUUAACGGAGACAUCACUAAAUGGAAUGCCUUUUUUCAACUUUUCUCUACCCUUAUUCUAGAUAAUCAAUCUCUCUCUGAUAUUCAAAGAUUAAUUUAUUUAAAAUCUUAUUUAAGAGAUGAACCCCUAAAUUUGGUCGAUAAUUUACAAUUGACCACUGACAACCUCCAAAUUGCCCUAAAUACCCUUAGACAAAGAUAUGAUAAUCAAUUAUCAAUUAUUUUUGCCCAUAUUAAAAAUUUAGUUGACAUUCCUAUCCUAAAUAAUGUAUCCUCACACACACUUAGGGAAUUUAUAGUUUGCAUAAAACAGAACUUUGAUUCACUGAAAAAUCAAAACAUUCCAGUAGACCACUGGGAUUUAAUUUUAAUUUAUAUUUUUUCUCAAAAAUUAGACUUUGGCACAAGAAAGGCAUAUAUAUCCGAGAGAGGUUCUCAAAUGCGCUCUUCCUCACAUGUGGUCCCUAAGCUUGAAGAAUUUCUAAGCUUUUUAGAAAAGCGUUGUUCGGUGUUAGAAGAUCUCUCUGAAAGCCCUUCAACUAAAAAUUAUUCCCAUGGACGUUCUUCUCAACACAACACUCCCUUUGUUAAAAAAAUUUCACACUAUGCUCAUGGUGGGCAACGCCAAGGCAACCAAGUCAUACCUCAAAACUCUCCUCAAAACUCUCGCUCACAUUUUGUUGCAGGACAAAGGUGUCCCUUUUGUGAGCACCCUGAUCACAAAAUUUAUACUUGUUUUAAAUUUAAAGAUCUUAGUUUAAAACAGAAACAGGAUUUUGUUAUUCAUAAUAAUCUAUGUUUUAAUUGUCUCGGUUCAAGGCAUCAAGUAAAAAACUGUACAUCUCAGAGGUGCCAGAUUUGUCAUAUGAAACACCAUUCUCUUUUGCAUCCAAUGGAUGAUGCAGCACAGCCCUUGCAAAGCAGAAAUUCAGAUUGGAGGCCAAAUCCUCAAACCCAAAAUGAACGAUCUCAAAAUUUUAACAGAAAUUCGCUUCUCAUAAAUAGCUCCCAUUCUCGGAAUCAAGGUUCAAGCCAAAGCUCCUCUCAGACUCAAGAACCACAAAUCCCAAGCACAAGCAAUGAAAUUAACUCGAAUCGCCCUCACGCUAAUAAACCUGUGACUUUGUCAGUUUUCGCCACUGAAGAUAAUGAAGUCACAUCUCAUCCCGGGAGUACUAUAUCAAUAGUAACCCAAUCGCUGGUUCAAAGACUUGAUCUCUCUCCUAAGACGCAGCCAAUACAAAUCUCUGGUAUUGGCGGCAAAAUUAAGCACUCUAAUCACGCAAUUUCCCUGAGAAUUCAUUCCUGUCACAAUCACGAUUACUUCCUGAAUGUUAACUGCUGUGUAUUAGACAAAAUCACAGAAAAAUCCCCUCACUUUAAAGUCAACAAAUUUAUGUUGAACCUUCCCAAUAAUACACCGCUUGCAGACCCCUACUUUGAUACGCCUUCUACAAUAGAUUUAUUGUUGGGAGCAGAUGUAUACUACCACAUUCUUUCAGGCGAAUACACCAAGGUUAACAAGGACUCUUUAACGUUGGUAGGUACUUACUUUGGCCACAUUCUUUCAGGAUUAAUCCCCUUCCAAGCUCUCGUUCACAAAACCCCUUUGGCAAAUUCUAAGAAUUGCUUUUUAGUGCAAUCAUUAAAUUCAGAUUGCUCACUGGACUCAUUAAUUGAGAAAUUUUGGUUACUAGAAGAUGUCUCGCCCACUCACGAAAAACCCCUAUCCCCUGAAGAUUCUAUGGUUGAACAGAAUUUUCAAAAUACCACGGUAUUUAAAGAUGGUCAUUUUCAAGUCGACUUACCCCUUAAAAGGCCCCAAGAGUCACAUCCGCUAGGAGAGUCAUAUUCAUUAGCCAAGAAAAGGUUUCACCACUUAGAAAAGCGUUUUCAAAAAUCUCCUGACCUUUUUCUUGAAUACAAAAAAUUUAUCGGUGAAUAUAUCUCACUCAAUCAUGCACGAAUUAUUCCCCUUUCCCUUAAAACUGAAAAUCACAAAAAUCGAUACUUUCUGCCUCACCACUGUGUAAUUCGUGAGGACAGUACAAGCACUAAACUUCGUGUAGUGUUUGACGGAUCUAUGAAAACGUCUUCUGGGCUAUCACUCAAUGACGUAAUGCAUAAAGGAUAUACAGUUCAACCUGAACUGUUUGAUAUUUUACUUAGGUUUCGAAGUUUUAAAUUCGCUCUCACUUCUGAUAUCGAAAAAAUGUAUAGACAGGUGCGCGUUAACCCAAAUCAAACUUACCUGCAAAAUAUUUUAUGGCGCGACCAUCCCUCUCAGCCAAUGCAAUGCAUUGAAUUACUCACCGUCACUUAUGGCACGAACUGUGCCCCCUAUUUGGCUACACGCACCCUGAAUGAACUUGCCAUUAUUCAUAAAGACGAUUAUCCACUUGCGUCUCAAGCUAUUUUAUCUCAAUGUUACGUAGACGAUGUUCUCUGUGGGCAAGAUACCUAUGAAAAUUUGGUAGAAUUACAUAGGCAGCUGUUGGAACUUUGCAAGAUUGGAAAUUUUCACUUACAUAAAUGGUGUUCAAAUAGCAAUUUAUUUUUGUCCAAAACUUGUGAUAAUGGGUCCCAAGAAAGUUUCACCAUAGAAACCGAGGAAAUUUCAAAUAAAGUCCUUGGUGUAGGCUGGAAUCCCGACUCAGAUGAGUUUUUUAUCUCUUUACCUGAUACUAGGUCCGAAAGCAUAAUUACUAAACGUAUAGUUUUAUCUAAAAUUGCGCAAAUGUACGACCCCUUAGGAUUCAUAGCUCCCAUUGUUGUAAAUGCUAAAUUAAUUAUGCAAAACAUUUGGAAAGAAAAAAUUAAUUGGGAUGAACCCCUGAAAGAACCCAUUUUAACCCAAUGGACCACCUUUAUUAAAGAUCUUCCCCAACUAAUGUGUUUAAAAAUUCCACGUUUUUUCCUAGCUAAUAAUAAUCCCAGUUCACUUCAAAUCCAUGGAUUUUCAGAUGCCAGCAGGAAGGCAUAUGGUGCGUGUGUGUAUAUAAGAGCCCUUUAUCCUAACAAAAAUGUCUCUUGUCAACUUAUUACUGCCAAAAGUAGAGUAGCCCCGAUAAGAGAAAUUACAAUUCCCCGCAUGGAACUCUGUGGAGCACUUUUACUUUCCAAUUUAGUCACUCAUGUGUGUUUCAUAUUAAAAGAAAGAUUUUCAAUUGACAACAUUAAUCUUUGGACUGACUCUGAGAUUGUACUUGCUUGGUUAAAUGCCCACCCUUCUCGUUUCAAUGUGUUUGUAGCAAACCGCAUUUCUCAAAUUCAGGUUUUAUCCCAAGACUGCAAAUGGCGUCAUAUUCCAACUGCGGAUAAUCCAGCUGAUCAUCUUUCUCGCGGAUUUACCGCAGACCAGAUUCUCACCUCUACGCUUUGGUGGAACGGCCCAAAGUUCUUACUGAACCCGAAUUUAAAUUUAAAAAUGUAUGAAAAGGGACCUUGCUCCACUGAAGAAGAAGCAAGAAAAGCAAAAACGGUCUUGCUUGUUAACUCCGAAGAUUUCUGGAUAACACUUUUUAAUCGGUUUUCUAACUUAUUGCGAUUGCAACGAACUAUUGCAUUUAUACAUAGAUUUGUAAAUAAUUGUAAAGGUAAUGGUAAAAAAUUUUAUGGUGCUUUAGCUGUAACUGAAUUAAAGGCUGCAGAAAUUUUUAUAGUAAAGCAAGUUCAACACCAAACGUUUUCAAAGGAAAUCAGUGAACUAAAGUCAGAAGAAAGAAAAAUUUCAAACAAGCAAGUCCUUAGGUUAAACCCCUUUAUCGAUACCUCCAAUCUCAUAAGGGUUGGAGGCAGAUUAUCCCAAGCACCCAUAUCAUUUGAUCAAAAAUUUCCAAUUUUAUUGCCCUCAAAAAACCAUGUUGUUGGACUCUUGCUGAAAAAAGAACACAUUAGGUUAGGACAUGCUGGAGAACAAAUUAUGGCAGAUCUCCCUAAAUCCAGAGUUGUCCCUUCUAGACCGUUUUUAACAACAGGUGUCGAUUUUGGAGGACCAUUUAUUAUUAAAUCGUCAUCUCUUCGACGCGCCAAAAUUGAAAAGGCGUAUAUCGCUUUAUUUGUAUGCAUGGUCACUAAAGCUGUUCAUUUGGAGCUAGUAUCAAGUCUCUCUUCACAAGCAUUUUUAGCAUGCUUUAAACGUUUUAUUUCAAGACGUGGAUGCCCGGCAACAAUUUUUAGUGACAAUGGUACAAAUUUCUCUGGUGCCAGCAAUCAAAUUAAAGAAGUUUAUGACACGCUUAAGUCACAACAGACACAAGAGCAAUUGACUGCAUUUUUCUCAUGCCAUGAAAUACAGUGGCAAUUUAUACCUCCUUUCUCUCCUCACUGGGGUGGUCUUUGGGAGGCAGCUAUAAAAAGUACUAAACAUCACUUACGAAGAUUAAUUGGAAACCAGAAUUUAGCCUUUGAAGAUUUUUCCACUAUUUUAGCACAAAUUGAGGCUAUUUUAAACUCCAGGCCACUUCUUCCCCUAUCAGCUGAUCCACUGGACUUAACUUGUCUUACCCCUGGACAUUUUUUAGUUGGAAGUCCUCUCGUUUCGUACCCUGAGCCCAAUGUCUCGUCAAUUCCUGAAAACCGCUUAGAUCGUUGGCAAAGGUUAAGUCAGAUUCAACAAUUCUUUUGGACUAGAUGGACCAAAGAGUAUCUCAACAAUCUUCAGAAUAGGCCUAAAUGGAUGUCCCCAGUCCCCAAUAUUGAAACAAAUGACCUUGUUCUUCUUAAAGAUGAGAACACCAAACCUCUUGAUUGGCCGUUGGCCAGAGUAGUAGACACUUUACCUAAUAAAGAUGUAUGUCGAAAGUAUUCGCGAGCUUAUUUACCGAGUCGAGUAGUAUUGUCAGUAGGAAGAAUUCGUGGGCGUCCCAGCUAUCCAGAAGAAAAACAGGUGGAUAUUAUAGCAGCUAUAGUAAGAGAUCCACAACAGUCUACUUUCACAGUUGGUGACACGUGUGAUGUAUCUUCUGCUACUGUAAAAAGGCUACUUAAAAAACAUAAAUUUUAUUCGUAUAAAAUUCAAAUGGUCCGUCAACUGACAGAAUAUGAUCCUGAUCGAUGUAUGGAAUUCUGUGAAGCAAUGACCGAGAGAAUAGGACACCAGCCUGCCUAUGUGAAGAACAUUUGUUUCAGUGAUAAAUGUAUUUUUUUAAUGGUACUGUUCAUAGACAAAAUGUCCGUUAUUGAAGCGACGGAAAUUAACAGACACACACACACCAUACCAUAA
Molecule: messenger RNA, 5598 nt
Organism: Anthonomus grandis grandis
Lineage: Eukaryota; Metazoa; Arthropoda; Insecta; Coleoptera; Curculionidae
Exons: 4
Coding region: 1-5598 (1865 amino acids)
Biological process (GO): DNA integration
Molecular function (GO): nucleic acid binding
Source: RefSeq, a predicted model, not a curated record